AUGGGCAAGGUAGUCAAAUGGGUCGGCAUUGCCUUUGGCACAGCCGUCGCUUUAGGAAUCGGAGUAACCAUUGGUUGGUUUAGUAAACCUGAUGCUAUUGAGGACCCAGUUAGUGACCUUCCUGAUCCUGAAAAUGACGGUUUCGAUUUCAAAUUAAUCGACGAGUUCACCAAUGCCGUUGAUAAAAAGUUCCUUGAGCAAGAGACAGAACAUCUAAGCACAAAAAUUCGAUGGGCAACGAGCCAGGGCGAUUAUGAAAUGGCUGAUUAUAUCAUCAAUAAAUGGAAAGAUCAACUCGAUGAUGCUUGGUCCCUCGACUAUCAGAUUGUCCAUUCUUACCCCGAAGAAGAAAAUUGCUAUGCUAGGCUUGUUGGUGGAGCUAAAGAAUUUACCCUUCGUAAAAAAGAAGAUGCAGAAGAACUGCAAAACGAUGACCAGGUCCUUAUGUUUUACAAUGCCUGGGCUCCUUCUACUGAAGCCCCAAUUUCCACAUCCAAGCUUGUCUACGGACACUACUGUAAUGAAGACAAUGUAAACUGGCUGUUGGACCAAGACAGCGAUAUUUUUGACGGAGCAGUGGUCAUUUGCAAAUAUGGUGGCGGCGCCGGGCGGCCAGAUAAGGGCAAGAAUGUAAAACCACAUGGAGCCGCUGCGGUUUUGAUCUUCUCCGAUCCUUAUGACGCCUCCGACCCGUCAGACAAAGACUUUCCCGAAGGACCUGGAAUUCCAGAAGAUACUGUUCAACGAGGCUCGGCAAAAUACAAACGAGGCGAUCCUACUUCUCCCGGAUAUCCAUCAAUCGACGGAGCUUACUUUGAUGACUUGGAAGAUCUACUGAAUUACACUAGAACUCAAGUAGAAAGUCCACACAUCUGGGCACCCCUUCCUUCCCAGCCCAUCGCCUGGGGCGACGCGAAAUAUCUUCUCUCUCAACUUGAAGGAGGCCCUGUAAAUUCAGAAUGGAUUAGCGAAACUGCGCUUGAUACUCUUGAGAAUUUCGGAGGAUCUUUGAAAGACAACCAGAUGUUUGAACUUCAAAUCGCUGUCAAAUACGAGCGCAAGAAAUCCCAAGAUGUCAUCGGCAUCAUCGAAGGAUCAGAAUACCCAGAUGAAUAUGUCCUGAUUGGGAAUCACCGAGACACCUGGGUCAAAGGAGCAAUCGAUGCUGGAGCUGGAAUGACAACGAUUUUUGAAAUUUCGCGGCUCUUCAAAGAACUGGAAAUUCGACCAAAAAGGACGGUGGUCUUCUGCUCUUGGGGAAGUGAAGAACAUGGACUGAUGGGAAGCAUCGAAUUUACCGAGGAAUUCCUGGCUGUUCUCAAAGAAAGAGCGAUUCUUUACGUCAAUGCCGAUGUGAGUUUCAAAGGAAAUGAAUAUUUCUACUCAUCCGCAUCUCAACAAAUGCACGAGCUGGUUUUCGAGCUGACCGACUACAUAAAAGACCACAACGACGAAAGCAUGACUGUUACCGAAAGAUGGGCAGAGAAAACUGAAGCUACAGGAAGACCUACUAUCGGAAAUCCAGGUCUUGGUUCCGACUACGCUCCAUUUCAUCAAUUCGCAGGCGUACCGAUUGUUGAUGUCGGUUUUAAUCAGAAAACAAGAAAAGUUUCUCAAUAUUCAACCUAUCAUACCGGAUACGACAACCUCGAAUAUCUUCAUAUGAUCGACCCUGGAUUUUCCGCGGCGAAGAAAGUCACUGAAAUCGCUGGUGCUAUUUUGAUCAGAGCAGCAUGCUCUGACUACUUCCCCGUUGAUCCCUCUCCAAUGGCUGAUUACGUCGAUAGUUUGGAUGAAAAACUUCCGGAAGUGGGCAGCGAGGUUUCGACCGAGCAACAAAAUUUGAUCAAACGAGCAAGCGCGUCUUUCAAAAAUCAGCUUCGAGCAGCGAAGCAAAUCUAUGAUGACAGUGAUAGCAUGGACAAAAAACGAUCUUUCAUGAGAUUGUUGAAUUACUCAAAAUACCUAACCGACCAGAACUGCUGCCACCCGAUCCAACAUGAUCUUCAAAAUGUGGUUGUUUCAAGUCGACAAGAAGGUGGACCGGCAACAUAUCCCGGAAUUUCAAACUACUUUGGUCUUGGAGACAAGGAAGAGAUCCAACGACAGGUUGGAAUCUUGAUCACUCGACUCAACGCUGCCGCUGAUUACUUGAAUCUGAAACCGUUUUCUGUUCGAGCGAACGAGCUCUGA
This is a messenger RNA of Oikopleura dioica, 2193 nucleotides long. The record is from the annotation of a GenBank genome assembly. NCBI's taxonomy places the organism in Eukaryota, Metazoa, Chordata, Appendicularia, Copelata, Oikopleuridae.